AUGCCCUUCAGCAUGCCCUUCAAGGACCGAAUACUUUAUCGUCAAGUUAAGUCCUUGAAAGCUAGCCAGCUACAAAGAUUCAAAAUUAAUUACUUCCCUCCUGCCACUAACCAGGAAGAAGCAAUACUUAACCCGCCUAAGAAUCUCUGGGUAAAGAUAAAAAACAAAGAACUGAUUGCAUUAAGAGCGGCCUAUAUUGCCGGUCCGUAUGUUCUUUAUGUGGAUUGUAAACCAGAAGAUUACGAUUCGAAUAAGAAAUGCUUUAUAACGGCAGACCAACCAGUAUUUGAGCCUCAAUUGCUUCCAGGACAAUCUUUUUAUGCUGAAUUAUCAUGCCAUACUUUCAAAGAAAAGUACUGCUGGGUGGUUGACAUUGUAUCACAAAUUAUUUUCAAUAACACUAUAGAUAUUGAUUUUGAAAUUACAGUGGGAACUUCUAAGAAAAUCCUUCAUGAGGCCGGAAUGUCUGAAAAUAAAGUUAUAAAUAGUGAUAGGAUAGGGUUAUUUGAAAAUCCUUCGACUUUAAUUGUUUCCGAUCAGGAUACAAUGGAUUUAUGGAAUCUUCCGGUCCCUGAUACUACUAAACCGAUACACCUUGUCAUUCUAACUCACGGCUUACAUUCUAAUGUCAGUGCAGAUAUGUUAUACUUGAAAGAAGAAAUCGAUAAGGUGGGAUAUAAAGAUAAUAUAGUGGUGAAAGGUUUUUUUGGGAACAUAUGUAAAACUGAACGUGGUAUAAAAUAUUUAGGAAGUCGGGUAGCAGAGUACAUCGUUGAAUUAGUAACGAAGAAUGAACAAUUCAAUAACGGCAAAGUAAAGAAGAUUUCAUUUAUUGCUCAUUCUUUGGGUGGAUUGGUUCAGACUUUUGCAAUUGCUUACUUAAAGAAUAACUUUCCUUGGUUUUUUGAUUCUAUAAUUCCAGUUAAUUUUAUCACUUUAGCAUCACCUCUACUUGGAGUAGUGAAUGAUAAUCCGGUAUAUAUAAAACUUGCUCUACUGGCUGGUAUUGUUGGAAUGACUGGACAAGACUUAGGCUUGAAAUUCGUUGAGAACGAUGAUAAACCCUUAUUACUUCUUUUGCCUACUGGCCCAACCCACCAGGUUUUAAAGAAAUUCGUUAGAAGAACAGUUUACUCCAAUGUUAUAAAUGAUGGGAUUGUUCCUUUAAGGACAUCUGCUUUACUUUUUUUGGACUAUAAAGGUUUAUCACAAAUAAUGAGUUCAAAUCAAUUGAAAGAAGGUUCAGCUAAUAAAAUUCCUCCUAAUAAGAAUUUGGAAAUUAAAGAUCAAGACCGGAAUAAGAAUGAAGAUUCAAUAAUCUCCUUGCCUAUGCAGGCCAUGUUGUCAUAUUUCAUGCCUCAAAAACAACAGAAACAAUCCAAUGGUGAACUACAUAGAUAUCAAACAAUGACCGAUUUAGAAUCAUCUUCUAGUAUCGAUCAUGUGUAUAAAUCUUUACCGAAGGCAUCGGUUUUAGAAACUGCUACUUCAUUGAUAUUACCGCCAUUACCUUCUCUCAAGUACAUUACAAAUCCAGAUGCUCGUGAAAAUGUUAUUAUCCAUGAUCAAUUAUACAAGGAAGAGGAUUUACCACCUAAGGAUACCAAACCUGGAUUUACCCGAAGUGGUUCUCAUGGAGCUGAAGGCUCAACGGAAAAUGGUGGAUUAAGACUUAGACAGAGAAUACUUAAUACGCUUGAUUACUCUAAUGUUGAUACCGAUGCCUUGGAAGAGGAUAUUGCUAGAGAGUAUCAUAAAAAUAUGACUUGGAGAAAGGUGCUUGUCAAAUUGAAGCCUGAUGCCCAUAAUAAUAUUAUUGUUCGUAGAAGAUUUUCAAAUGCUUAUGGAUGGCCAGUGAUAGAGCAUUUAGUGAAGAAUCAUUUUGAUAUUAGUUCUGGAGAUGAAAUUUCGAAUUCAGAAAGCUCUAAAAUUCAAAGUGUCGAUUCAUUAGAUAACCAAAUAGACUUAUCGAGUAUUUUAUCUCGAGACUUGAUUUCAAGACAAAAUGAAAUAAUCGAUCAACAGAAGGAAAAGGAAAAAGAAAAGCAGAUAGGAUUGCAAGCACCAGAAGAAAGUGAACAUACUUGGAUUAAUUCUAAAGAUAAUUCAGAUUCCAUAUUUGCAGUUGGUCCAACUGGACUUUUAUCAGAUGUUAGUGAGAUUGUUGGUAAUUUGAGAGAUCAAUGGUAUAAUGGCUAUUCAAAUGCAACGGUAAAUAACGAAACUCUUCGUGCAACGCAUUCAACUGAAGAUAGUCCUCCUAUUGAAACAACGGGUGUUAAAUUUCAAAAGAAAGACGAUUCUGAAAGUAAAGACGACGAUGAAUUUGAUCUUGGAGAUAAAACAUUGAUGGGAAAUUUCAUAUAG
Hyphopichia burtonii NRRL Y-1933 is the source of this 2367-nucleotide messenger RNA. Its product is annotated as putative lipase. The transcript has 2 exons. Lineage: Eukaryota; Fungi; Ascomycota; Pichiomycetes; Serinales; Debaryomycetaceae. Gene Ontology annotation, molecular function: monoacylglycerol lipase activity. The record is from RefSeq and is a predicted model, not a curated record. Bases 1 to 2367 code for a protein of 788 amino acids.